Molecule: messenger RNA, 462 nt
Organism: Symbiodinium necroappetens
Lineage: Eukaryota; Dinophyceae; Suessiales; Symbiodiniaceae
Source: the annotation of a GenBank genome assembly
AUGACUAGAGCUUCUCCAGGUUUUGAGGCCCUUGCAAAGCUGCCGGAGCCUUGCAAGCCGGAGAGUCUUGGAAUGGACAUACUUCACAGCGUUUUGGCCGUCCAGCCCGAGGAGCAUGCUUUGGACGAAGAGCCUUGCAAUCCAGAGGCAAACCUCAUCGCCACGGAAGGUAAGCAGUCGCCUUUGGAUUCUCGUUCAAGCACUUGCAUGCCACCGAUGUUCGAGGAAAUAGUGGAUUGUGACGACGGAGAUGCUGGCACCGAUUCACGCCACUCCUUCUUCUCACGGUCAUGGGCAAAUGACGCAGACCACAGUCGCCCGCCAAAUCGACUUCAGCAUGACCAACACAACAGCCGCAUGGAGGGUUUUCUGAAGUCCGUGUCUGCGUCCUCCAGAGACUUGGAGAAAAAGGUCCGCCUCUUCCGCCUCUCGGCCCGGCCGAUGUGCCGGCAGCCAGGAUGA